CUUAAUCCCCGCUCAGUGAAGACCAAGCCGGCUAAAUUGGGGUCUGCUGAGGAAGUCUGUGGUGCCUUUGCUUACCUCUACUUCCAACAUGUCAGAGUUGUGCCUGCACAAACCGGAGCCCAGCCCCUUACUGGCUGCCAAGGAGGACCCUGCGAUGGUGACCUUAUGUCUGGACACCCUGCGACAGAGAGCUGCACGGGAGAACGAGCGGUGUCUCAGGAGUGCCUCCGAUACCUUCUUACUGCGCUUCUUGAGGGCUAGAGAUUUUAACAUCGACUUGGCUCUAAAGUUACUAGUGAAUUAUCACAAAUGGAGAGAUGAGUGUCCUGAAAUCAGUGCAGAUGUACGUCCUUUCCCUGUUAUUGGUCUCUUGCAUUCUGGUUACCACUGUGUUUUGAAGUCACGGGAUCGAACUGGCAGCAGGGUUUUGAUUUACAGAAUAGGACAAUGGGAUACAAAGCAGUUUUCGGCUUAUCAAGUAUUCCGUGUAAGUCUCAUCACUUCCGAGUUGAUUGUACAAGAAAUUGAAACACAGUGCAAUGGACUGAAGGCCAUAUUUGACCUUCACGGAUGGAAGUUUGCCCAUGCACUUCAGAUUACACCAACUAUUGCAAAAAGAAUUGCUGCAGUUCUUACAGACUCCUACCCACUGAAAGUGCGUGGUAUCCAUCUGCUGAAUGAACCUAUGAUCUUCCAUACCGUUUUUGCUUUAAUUAAGCCCUUCCUGUCAGACAAAAUAAAGCAACGGAUCUGGAUGCAUGGAAGUGAUUACAGGGAAAGCCUUGGUCAGCACAUUCCACUGGACAUCCUCCCAUGUGAGUACGGUGGCCAGGAGGCCUCAGUGGAUGAAAUCUGUCAGGAAUGGACACACUUCGUAAUGAAAUGUGAAGAGCAACUUAUCAGACUUUCAUCCACCUAAUAAAUGGAAUUUGAUACAGGGACCAUUAUGUGCAUUACAUGAGGAGAACUGAAGAGUGAAUGUGUCUAUUUAAUUUUUGUGUUGCAUUCCUUUCUAAACAGAAAGUGAAGAGUAAGAGCUCCACAUGUGAGCUGUAGUAAGCACACUGUAGAACUAUCAGGGUAAAAUGUUGUUAACACUGGCAAGCUUUUAGAAUAGCAGUUUUAUUUCAUGUUACAUAUACUGUGAAGCCCUAAAAAGUGGAUAUGAUGAAGAAGAUUACUACUGAUAUGAACCUCAGUGGGAAACAGAGCUGCAGUGUUAAGGGUACCCCAAACCUAAUUUUCCAGCAUCACAUGCCUUUUAAGUCAGCUGUGAGUCAUGCAGUUUAUGCACUAAUUAUUAACAGAGUCAACCUCACACACUUUCUCAUAAAGUGCAAUGUGUGGGCCAAUUGAAUUAGUGCGUUAACUAUAUAUAUAUAUAUAUAUAUAUAUAUAUAUAUAUGUAUAUAGGUUCAUAGAU
Messenger RNA from Protopterus annectens (West African lungfish), 1423 nucleotides. RefSeq names its product alpha tocopherol transfer protein (gene TTPA). Gene Ontology annotation, cellular component: membrane. Gene Ontology annotation, molecular function: phosphatidylinositol bisphosphate binding. Lineage: Eukaryota; Metazoa; Chordata; Ceratodontiformes; Protopteridae. The transcript is spliced from 5 exons. The coding region runs from base 89 to 919 and encodes 276 amino acids. The record is from RefSeq and is a predicted model, not a curated record.